AUGUCGAAGCCUUCAAGUGUUCAUAUAGAGGCCUCGGAUGAUGUCGUUGAUCAACAGAACAAUCGUGUAAUGAAGAGGACCCAGUGGGACGCAGAGAUUGAUCCGGCUCUCCAAAAGAGAGUCAUUCGCAAGAUCGAUAUGUUCGUUAUUCCUUUUGUUUGCGUGACAUAUCUCAUCACAUACAUCGAUAAAGCCAUGUUAGGGUACUCGGCGGUAUUUGGUUUGAAGGAAUCUCUAGAUCUUCAAGGCACAGAAUAUAGCUGGCUUGGUCCUGUUCGGAUAGGAAGCAUGUUCUAUUUUGGCUACCUUGCGUUCGAGUAUCCAACCGCUUUUGCGAUGCAGAAACUACCAGUCUCUCAAUGGCUUUCGGGAAACAUCAUACUCUGGGGCGGAAUAACCAUGGCUUUGGCAGGCUGUGACCGAUUUGACUCGUUCCUAGGACUACGCUUCCUUCUUGGCGCACUCGAAUCAUGUUCGACUCCGGCCUAUCUACUCAUCACGGCAACGUGGUACACGGUCGAAGAACAGCCGAUUCGAAUUGGUUGGUGGUCCGCCUUUCUGGGCGUCGCAAACUCAUUCGGUGGUCUUUUGGCCUUUGCUAUCGGUCAUAUAGAGGGCUCAUUGGCCUCUUGGCAAUACCAGUUCAUCAUAAUCGGUGCCAUUUCUUCGAUUUGGGGAAUCUUCAUGUUUUUCAAUCUGGCUGAGAACCCAUCAGCUGCCCGUUGGUUGAAUGAACAAGAAAAGGAUGUCGCUAUUCGCCGUUUAGGACCGCGACACCACGGAGGCAAUGUUCGCAAAAUCAAAAGGUAUCAGCUCGUGGAAGCAGUCACCGACCCCAAGACUUGGAUCUUCUUCCUCUGUGGCGUGUGCACUCAGGUAGUCAAUGGCGCGGCGAGCAAUUUUGGAAGUCUGAUCAUCCAAGGAUUUGGAUAUUCCAAUCUUGUGGCUACUCUAUUCCAAAUUCCGUAUGGAAUGGUGAUUUUGGGGUCGAAUGUGUCCGCCAUGUACAUCCAGCGCUGGCUCUCCGGGCAAAAGCGAUGCAUCGUUGGUGCGAUUUACGUGUGUCCGGCUCUUGCUGGCGCUGUCGGUAUACACAUUUUGUCCCGAGAUCGCCAAUCGGCCCUUCUGCUUACCAGUACGUAUACGGCGUCCUUUGCCAUGAUCAUGUCUCUGAUCACGGCCAAUACCGGUGGCUCGACCAAGCGAUCGGUGGUGAAUGCUGUUUUCUUCAUUGCCUACUGCGUGGGUAAUAUUAUCGGGCCUUUCGCAUUCAAGAGUGACGAGGCACCGCAAUACACUUCUGGCAUUGUGGCUAUGCUGGUAGCCUAUGCUGUAGAAAUAGUUCUACUAUUAGGCUUUGCCACGUAUAUGAGAAAGCUGAACAUAGACAAAGAUAAGGUAUUGGAAACAGAAGGAGUGAGCCUUGAUAGAAAUGGUCGGGAACAGUCUGUGGGCGCAGAGGCUGAUCGCACUGAUAAGGAAGAUGUAUAUUUCAGAUAUUCUUACUGA
Molecule: messenger RNA, 1509 nt
Organism: Penicillium nucicola
Lineage: Eukaryota; Fungi; Ascomycota; Eurotiomycetes; Eurotiales; Aspergillaceae
Exons: 5
Coding region: 1-1509 (502 amino acids)
Biological process (GO): transmembrane transport
Cellular component (GO): membrane
Molecular function (GO): transmembrane transporter activity
Source: RefSeq, a predicted model, not a curated record